Messenger RNA from Chara braunii, 1612 nucleotides. The record is from the annotation of a GenBank genome assembly. Lineage: Eukaryota; Viridiplantae; Streptophyta; Charophyceae; Charales; Characeae.
GACCGAAAACAUACUGCGCACUCAUUUCACCGCGAAUAACGGCCCAAAAAGGGAAAAUGGAAAAAGCGACCUGAGAUUAUUAUCUACCCCUCAACUAUGGUGCGUGACAGAGAAGAAGAGCCAACUGGGGGAACGACCGCCAGCCGCGACGUUGAAAUGGCAGAAGCAACGGCGGGAAUGGGGGAUGCUUGCACAGCCGGUCCCGACGCAUCCGGGUCCACGUUUUCAAGGAAAGCGGAAGAUGCCGGCGCGCAUUCCUCUACCGUCGCCGCCGUCGACGACGUGGAGCCUAAAGACCGAGGCAUGAUGGUUGAUCGCUUCUCUGGCGAUGACGAACUACUGGCGGACUUGCCAGAAAGGCCCGUGCCAAUGAUAGACCGCUGCUACACACAUUUCUUCGCAAUCGUUCUCCUGAUGACGAUGAUUGUACACGUGUGCAUGCGCCAGGUGACGCAGACAAUCACGAAUCUGGUCAAGGGAAAGAACCAGGUGACAGAAAAGGUCAAAGAAGAGAAAAAAGAAAAGCCAGAGAAACUAAUGGGAGACGUAAUGAAGUCUCUCAAGAUAGAGAUAAAGGAAACAAAAGAGAAGAAGAGGGAGCCUUCGAGUUCGCCGAAGUCUCCCGGAGGAAGCAAAGUCACCACCGCACAACCUGAGAAACCGAAAAAGAAGGAGAAAGUCAAAAUGAAAUUGUCUGUCACAUUCUGCAACAGAAAAGAUGAUAAUUUAUUGUUGUGGAUUGCCGAAAUACAGACGUAUUGUAGUACGGCCCUUGUUGACCCCGAAUCCCAGGUUGCUUUCUCUACUUCUUGUCUUGGCGGGGAAGCAAAGGAACGGGUUUUGGCCGAAGCCAAUGCGGCGGGGUUUGAUGACAUUGGGGAGUGGGUUGGAACAUUGAACUUGAAGCAGUUCCUUAGCAAGAUUAAGGAACGCUUCUUGGACAAAACGACGACCGAUAAGGCUUUUGAUCAGCGCACCACAAUUGGUCAGAAACAUGGGACCUCUGUGGAAUCGUUUUUUAGGGAAGUUGAUCGGUUACUACAGGUUCGUGGACUGAACCUGCAAGACAACCAAGUCUUGUAUAUCUAUUCCCGCGCUCUGCCCGAGCCCAUUCGUGGACAACUCGUGGCAGAGUCGAAGUCCGACAAAUAUAAUUAUAGGCAGUUUCGGGAUAUGGCUCUCCAACGAGAGCAAAUGACAUCUCAGGUGAAGAAUUCAUAUGCGUCCGUUGUGAAGUUUGGUGGUGGUGCAGGUGUAGGAAAGCGGAUACUUUGGCGCCAAAAGCGCCAGGACCACACCCUCGUCGUCUUUGACGACGAUAUUGUGGAAAAGUGGUCAUUGAAGGCCGAGGGUGUGGCAAGCAGCAGUGAUUCAGGGAAGGGGGAAGUCACUGCUGCCGUGGUGAACAAGGGAGGACCACGGCCUCCAGUAAUGAAGAAGAAAAAACCACGCUCGUUCUUAGAGUAUCCCGGAAUUGUGGCCGCGAAGCCAUGGGAAAAGAUGGGAAUAUCACAGGAAAUUUGGCGAGAAUGGAUGGAUAACGUGUAGUGCCUGAAGUGUGGUACAACAGGGCAUGUGAUUGCAUGGUGCCCGUUAAUCCGUAACCCAAAAG